Messenger RNA from Centruroides sculpturatus (bark scorpion), 1999 nucleotides. Its product is annotated as lysosomal alpha-glucosidase-like. NCBI's taxonomy places the organism in Eukaryota, Metazoa, Arthropoda, Arachnida, Scorpiones, Buthidae. Bases 83 to 1567 code for a protein of 494 amino acids. The record is from RefSeq and is a predicted model, not a curated record. Gene Ontology annotation, molecular function: alpha-1,4-glucosidase activity. The transcript is spliced from 12 exons. Gene Ontology annotation, biological process: carbohydrate metabolic process.
GCAUUUCAUUCCUAUAGUGGAUCCCGGUAUUAGUAAUUGUGAAGAACAGGGAACAUAUCCUCCUUAUGAUGAUGGCAUAGAAAUGGAUGUUUUCGUCAAAAACAUCACUGGAGACAUUUUUGUUGGAAAGGUUUGGAACGAAGUUACUACAGUUUAUCCAGAUUUUACUCAUCCAAAUGCAUCUAAGUAUUGGAGUAAGCAAUUCGAAAGAUUUUAUUCAGAAAUAAAAUUUGACGGUGCUUGGAUUGAUAUGAACGAACCGGCAAACUUUCUGGAUGGACAAGGUAAUGGAUGCCCAAAUACAACUUACGAUUUUCCACAAUACGUUCCGGGUGGCGUCGAGCCUUUGCAUACGCACACUCUUUGCAUGAGUUCUAAACACCACGAAAGCAUACAUUAUAAUAUCCAUAGCGUUUAUGCCUUUAACGAGGCUAUAAUAACUAAUAAAUUAUUGAAAACCCUUCUGAAUAAACGUCCAUUCGUAAUAUCGAGAGCCUCUUUUGCAGGAUUAGGCCAUUAUUCUGGGAACUGGAAUGGAGACAUUUUGUCUACGUGGGACGAUAUGAGAUGGUCGAUACCGUAUAUUUUAAAUUUCAACAUGUUCGGCGUAUCGAUGGCCGGAGCUGAUAUUUGUGGUUUCGAAGAAAACACCACCAUAGAACUUUGCAGUCGAUGGUCUGCUUUAGGAGCUUUCUACCCGUUUUCUAGAAAUCACAACUCUAAUGAUACCAUUGAGCAAGAUCCGGUGAUACUCGGACCUCAAGUAACUGCUGCCGCUAAACAAUCGCUUACUACACGAUAUUUUCUAUUACCGUUUCUUUACACCUUGUUUUAUAAGAGUCACGUGUACGGAGAUCCCGUGGUUAGACCAUUAUUUUUCGAAUAUCCAACUGAUCCUAAGACUUUUGCAAUUGACGAGCAGUUCCUGUGGGGAAGAUCAUUAAUGAUAAUACCCAUUUUAUAUCCGAAUGUCUCUAAUGUAAAUGGGUAUUUCCCAAACGAUACUUGGUAUGACUACUAUACUGGAAAAAUGUACGUUGAGAGGGGUAGUAAUAUCCUCAUACAUGUACCAAUAGAUAGAGUACAUUUGGCAAUUCGGGGCGGGUUUAUUCUACCCGCUCAAUUUCCAUCGGAUACCACAACUAAAAGUCGUUUGAAUGGUUUCUUCUUAAUCGUUGCUCUCAAUGAUUCAAAAAUGGCGGAAGGUGAACUCUUCUGGGACGAUGGAGAUUCUUUAGAUUCGUUAGAAAGUAGCAAGUAUAACAUUAUUGAAUUUAAAGCAUAUAAUAAUUAUUUGAAAACCAUCCCAGUAAUGAAAGGUUAUGAUAAGAUGCCAAAAUUAGAAACUGUUAAGGUAUUAGGAUGUGAAAGGAAACCGAAAUCAAUUCUUGCCAAUGGUGUAGUGGUCUCAUUUCAAUAUAACAAAUAUAAUCAGGUAAUUAUGCUUCUAAUUAUUAAUAAAGUUUACUGGACAAUUGUUUUUCCACACAUUUACUGUAAUAUACUGAACAUUGUAAAAUCCAAGUGUAAAAUUGUCAUGCAUAACUUUAAAUUCAUAUCCUAUUAGCAGUAAGCGUUCUAAUUUUCUAUAAAUUCCCCAUCAAUAUGUAUCAGUGCCAUAAACUUAAAAUGUCUUAAAAGAAUACAAUUGAAUCUUUUUAUACUGUUCUCACAUUAUUACAUUUAUUCUGUUUUGCAAAAUUUAUACCCAUUGACAAAAAUAAUCUUGUUGACUUCAUACAAUUCUGUCUGGUACAUAUCAGAGUUCUGUAGUAAAUUGAUUUCAAUUAUGAUUGACUGCACCCCAGCAUGCUGAAGAUUUUAAGUCUUCAAAUGACAGAUAUUAUGCAAAACUGAAGUUUGAGAAAAGCUAUGACAUCAGGUAAGGUAGUCGUUUCAUUACUUGUCCAUAAUCUGGACCAUGAACAGAUGUUGGGAUAAUGGAUGUUUGAAGGGUAUAGAUGCAAAAGUCACAUUAUCAAAUUUUUGGCAGUACAGU